GACCGGGGACGACUGAGAUUUGGAUACAGUGCCUCACGUACGCCAGUCUCAGUGCCAGUCUCCUUGCUGCCCUGGGUGCUGUACUGGGGAAGCAGUGGUUGGGUCACUUCAUCCGCUGCGGACGUGGGCCGAUCGAUGUCCGCAGUCGUCUGAGGCAACAGAAGAUGGAUGGUCUCCAGACCUGGUGCUAGCAUUUGGACGCAGCAGCCGACCAUUGCAACUCUAGUAAUAUUGACGAUCGCGUUUGGAGCACUGUUUUACGGCGCCAUAAUCGUAUCUUGCGUCGUUUAUCCAACUUGCCCAUCCCAGUCCCCUGCAUCGACGAUCCUCCUGUUUGUCUUACAAAGUAUCAGUCGUUCAAUGCGAAGAUUACACAACAUGCUGGUCCACCGGUCCCCAUCGCUCCUCUUUGGAAUAGCCUCUGCGUUCAGGCUGCGUACUGAUAUUCGUAGGGGUGACGAUGAUGGCGACUCUGAAUUGCUGCACAAAGUUGACGCUCUUCAAGACGCGUCUGCGGUUCGCUGGAUCAUGGAGACAGCUACGGAUCCUGAUGUCAUUACCUCAGCUGCGCUAAUGGUUCCUGAGGUUGAAUGGCCCAAAUAUAUUGACAUCUCCCUUGCGAUCAUGCAACUACGAAAUACCUUUCUAGGUUGCUUCGAAAGCACUCAGGGCAGGCACCCCAAGCUUGGUCGUCAUUCAAAGAGGCGCGCAAAUGCCUGUGGGAAGCUCUGUUUCACCUAUACUUCACGCGGACGGACGGGGGAGAUAUGCCCCAGCUGUUCUUUGACCCGUUAGAGUCGGCAUCAGCGACAUCGGUCACGGCGCAGUCUCCUGAUAUAUCUUGGUUCACCUUCCUCGAGCU
Molecule: messenger RNA, 862 nt
Organism: Suillus paluster
Lineage: Eukaryota; Fungi; Basidiomycota; Agaricomycetes; Boletales; Suillaceae
Exons: 2
Coding region: 169-795 (208 amino acids)
Source: RefSeq, a predicted model, not a curated record